This is a messenger RNA of Vitrella brassicaformis, 2617 nucleotides long. The record is from the annotation of a GenBank genome assembly. NCBI's taxonomy places the organism in Eukaryota, Vitrellaceae.
GGAAGAAGUAUGCAUAUGUUUUCCUCCGCAUGGGUAUUGCCCUGCGCGCCCUGGUGGGCGUCUGCUUGGGGUUCACGACCGUCGCCUUCGUCGGUGUCUUCAUCCCCAGGGAGUUCUCGCGUGUGGAGAACAAAGCCGCUCCGCCCUCGUAUUCUUUGCUCUCUUCGCCUGUCCGAGACUAUAUUGAGCAGCUGACACUGGGGCGCACAGCUGCAGAGUCACGAGAGGGCUGCCCAUUCUUGGCCAAGACACCAGCCGAUAUUGGCGAUGGGGGAAGCGGCAUUGACGCGCUCCCCGGUGUGCAGCCUCCCAUCGAUUUGAAGGCUCUGGAUGGCUUCUUGAGUGCCAUCAACGACGACACCGAUGCCGGCCUGCUAACGAAUCACUGCGAGAGAUACUGGGAUGAGAUUCUCGACGAGAACCCAACCCUUAUCGCACUGGAGAAGCAUAAGCCGUGGACCUCAGAGGAGGUGACGCUCCUCGCCAACCGAGGCGUUCGACUCAAGGGCGCUGUGCGGCUGCCGUACCACAAUCGUUUGCCCCUUCGGCUGAGCAUUACCAACGGCGCGCUGGUCUGCCACUCUAUCAAGGACUGCCAGCCCCUCGAGACUCCUCCCAACGGGAGAUUCGCAGUGGAACGGAUAAACGCGCGGCGCGUGGCCCGCUCUCUCGCGGAUGCCGUUGAUUGGGCGGCCAACAACAGCGUCAACUUGGGGGACGCGGCCUUUUCGAUACCAGUCGAGGACUGCCCCAACUUCUGGUCAGUGGGACUGAUAUUGACAGACAGGUUCCCCAUCUUGACACGUCCCGUCCGUGUGUUGUCUGCAGGCGUUCGAAGGUGCCGGUUGGCGGAGAUUACAUUGGGCCCGGCAGCCAGGAGCCGUGUGAGCGCGCCAGACCUCAGUACAAGCGAAAAGGGCCUCCCGCCCUGGUGCUGAGCGAGUCGUCGUUCACGGAGUACACCUGGGACAUUCCCGGUGUCUGGUUCCACGAAAACGACGAGACCAUGACACGUGAGAUUGUCAAGGACCUCUAUUACACCGCUGACGAUGGGGAUGGACACCCCAGGUUCUCAGAGGCGCUCUUCGCCGCCGAGUGGGCAAAGAAGAAAAACGAGGCCUUCUUCAUCGGCCUCAACACAGACGACAGCCGGGUGCAGCUGGCUUGCGAGCUCAGUAUGAUGGACCCGGAGCUGUUUCAGCACGUCUUCAUUGCUGGUGCUGACGUCAGAAUGAGACAACCUGUCAACUGCACCGACACAGCCCGCGAAUUGGAGCGGUGAGUUGACCCUCACUUGGGCAGAGAAACAUGCAGGUGUAUCUAUCGGCCUGCUGACCCGUGUCGGUCUUUGGCUUUUGUGUCCAUGUGUGCAGAGAGCUGGGAUGUUCCGCCUCUCACAUCUGUCGGCGGAACAAGACUCUUGCCGAGGAGUUUGUGGAGCUGAUGCUUUCAACAAAGUACCACCUGGACCUGCCUGGCUACGGGCCCUGGAGCCACAGGUUGCGAAUGCUGCUGCUCAGCGGCUCGGUGAUAUUCGAGCCGCCACGCAGCUUUGCAGCCACACAAUUCUUCGAUGCCCCUCUGAAGCGGCGAAACCUGAUCGUGCGCUUCACUGACGCGACAGACCUCUAUGAGAAGAUCCAGUGGUUCAGGAGACAUGACGACGUCGCGAGGAGGCUGGCGGCAGCGAUGCACAAGAUCGGAUGGUACGCACGGCAGCAGACACGCACACAGAGACUCACACCAGAUGCGUGUGUGAUAUCUCCGGCCAUAACAGGCAUUGCCUGACGCACGAGAGUGUUCGUCAGUCCCUUGUCAUGCUGCUGAAGCGCCUUGGAGCCCUCCACGAGCCGACGGUCGGCAAAGCAAGGCGACCUGGCAAGCGUCUGGAUGACGACAUCAGAUGUGUGAUCGGCGAGGGGACGCCUCUGCACGCGGCGAUGGAUGGCUUCGGCGAGGCUGCCGACGAGUGCUAUCUGGCCGCCUUGUGAAGAGAUCCAUCGCCAGGUGAGGCCAUCCAUUUAUGUGUGGCCAUGGAAUUUUAUUCAUUUAAUCGUGGCAAAGCAGUGUGUGUCUCCAUGCACGUACGAACCACACACGCGGCUGUCUGUCUGUCUGUCUGUCUGUCGAUCGGAUCCAUUCAUGUGCAUGCCCAACCAGUAGGUAGGUCUCUUUCUUUCUUUCUUUCUUUCCGUUGUCCGUGCCGUUUGUCGGUGGUAAAUGGUACGUGCCUGACUGACUUUUCUGCUCUCUCUGCUGUGGGUGACGGCCGUGGAUACCGUCUGUCUGUCUGUCUGUCUGUCUGGAUCCACUGCAUCCAUUGGAGAUUUUGACGCACACGUGUGUGAGCGUGUGGCUAUGGUGAUGUGUGAUAGUAAUUUGCUAGUGGCACGUGCGUCGAUCGGUGGAGACUGACUGUGUUUGCGUUCUGUGUGCGUGAAAUCACGCACAGACGGACAGCGAGCCAGACUAAGGAGGGCUUCGACUAAGCAGUGUUUUGCCAGUAAUCACCCACGAGUAGGAAUAUUUUGUGACAUCUCCAUCCAGCCCACCGGUGGGUAGCAUUCAUUCAGGCGGAGAGGCCACGGACAGCCGCUCACAGUCGUUAAGCAGUCGC